Carlito syrichta (Philippine tarsier) is the source of this 557-nucleotide messenger RNA. Its product is annotated as AP-3 complex subunit beta-2-like. Lineage: Eukaryota; Metazoa; Chordata; Mammalia; Primates; Tarsiidae. The annotation marks the transcript as partial. Gene Ontology annotation, biological process: vesicle-mediated transport; anterograde synaptic vesicle transport; intracellular protein transport. The record is from RefSeq and is a predicted model, not a curated record. The transcript has 4 exons. Gene Ontology annotation, cellular component: membrane coat.
UGUACUUGGAAUGAAAGCACAGAAAGCUCACUGACCACCCUACCCAUUUUAUGCUUCUCCAUCCCUCCCUGCAGUUGGAAGUACUGACCAACCUGGCCAAUGAGACCAACAUUCCUACUGUCCUACGGGAAUUCCAGACCUACAUUCGCAGCAUGGACAAGGACUUUGUGGCAGCCACAAUCCAGGCCAUUGGACGCUGUGCAACUAACAUCGGCCGAGUCCGUGACACCUGCCUCAAUGGCCUGGUGCAACUGCUGUCCAACCGUGAUGAGCUUGUAGUUGCAGAGUCAGUGGUUGUCAUUAAGAAAUUGCUACAGAUGCAGCCGGCACAACAUGGAGAGAUCAUCAAACACUUGGCAAAGCUAACAGACAACAUCCAGGUGCCCAUGGCCCGAGCCAGCAUUCUGUGGCUCAUCGGAGAGUACUGUGAGCAUGUCCCCAGGAUUGCACCUGACGUCCUAAGAAAAAUGGCCAAGUCAUUCACAGCAGAGGAAGAUAUCGUUAAGCUGCAAGUCAUCAACCUGGCAGCCAAACUCUACCUGACCAACUCUAAACAG